AUGGUUUCCCAAGAAAAGCCAUCCCAACGUACCGGAGGCACCGCUCCCCCAGAUGCCGUCGAGACCAACCGCCCAGAUGAGGUCAACAAGGAACCGUCAAUCGUCGAGGCAAAUGAUGGGGACGGAAAGGGGGAGCUUCUGCCUUCUCCAGAGGAGCAGAUCGACGCUUUGGGCAUCCCAAACUGGAGAGAGCUGGAGAAGCAGGUCGUCAAACGCCUUGACAUGACUCUGAUGCCAUGCCUCUGGGUCUUGUAUCUGUUUAACUACUUGGAUCGUGCCUCCAUCGCACAGGCUAGACUCAGCAGCCUUGACGAGGACCUGGAUCUAAAAGGGUACCAAUACGGCACUGCGGUUUCGAUUCUAAGUGUUGGCUACGUUCUUGGCCAGAUCCCUUCGAACAUGAUCAUUGGAAAGGUGCGGCCUAGCCUGUACCUCUGCUGCAUGGCCCUGGUCUGGUCUAGCGUCUCCGCUGCCACUUGUGGUGUGAAGAACUACCAAGGGCUCAUUGCCGUGAGAUUCUUCUUAGGAGUGGUCGAGGCACCGCUGUUUCCUGGUGCAAUCUAUGUCAUGUCUUGCUGGUACACAAGGAAGGAAAUGGCGCUCAGAUGUGCCCUUCUAUACACUGGCCAGACACUCGCAUUUUGCACCGCAGGACUCAUUGCUGCCGCUGUUUUCGGCACGCUUGAAGGGUCGUACGGCUUGGCUGGAUGGCAGUGGCUUUUCAUUGUCCUCGCGUCCACUGGUGCAGGACUUGCCAUGAUCGCCCUGUUCAUUCUGCCCGACUAUCCAGACUCCACAACUGGUAGUGCUCGUUGGUCAAUGACUGAGGACAUGCGCAAAGUCGCCGCUGCUCGCAUUCUUGCCGAUCGAGUUUCCACCGCGGAGGCGAAGACUGGUGUAUGGCACGGACUGAAGAUGAGUGUCUUCGAUUACAAGAUGUGGCUUCUCGUCGGCAUGAACAUCGGCAUCUCGGCUGCCUACGGGUUCUCCAACUUCUUCCCAUCAAUCGUUCGCGGAUUUGGCUACAACAACACGAUCACUCUGGUGCUCACGGCGCCCCCAUACAUCUUCGCCGCCGCUGGAUCCCUGGUCAAUGCCUGGCACUCCGACAAGACUAAGGAGCGUGGAUACCACUUUGCGGGACCUAUUGCGUUUGGGUGCAUCGGCUACAUCAUUUGCCUCGCCACCGAGAACCGCAACGCCCGUUAUGGUGCCUCUUUCAUCUACGUUGGCGGCAUGUACUUCGCCAACCCCUUGAUCAGCACCUGGACUUCCAAUACGAUGGGCAGAACCCCUGAGAAACGUGCAAUUUCUGUCGCUCUCGUCAACGUUUUGGGUCAAAUCGGAAAUCUGAUCGCUCCCUACUUCUUUGUCGACUCUGACGAGCCUCGGUAUCGUUUGGCGUUCAUCAUGAUGAUGGUCAUGGGCUUGAUCGCCUGCGUGAGCGCCAUGGGUCUGAAGCUCUACCUGCAUCGAUCCAACAAGAAGCUGUACCGCACAGCGAUAAGGAAUGGGACGGCUUAUCAGCCAUAUGUUAUGUAA
Molecule: messenger RNA, 1542 nt
Organism: Colletotrichum siamense
Lineage: Eukaryota; Fungi; Ascomycota; Sordariomycetes; Glomerellales; Glomerellaceae
Gene: prlL-13
Product: MFS transporter prlL
Exons: 4
Coding region: 1-1542 (513 amino acids)
Biological process (GO): transmembrane transport
Cellular component (GO): membrane
Molecular function (GO): transmembrane transporter activity
Source: RefSeq, a predicted model, not a curated record